AUGGAUGUGUGCAGCUGGAAAGAAAUGGAGGUUGCUCUGGUCAAUUUUGAUAACUCGGAUGAAAUCCAGGAAGAGUCAGCCUAUGCCACCAACUUCGACCCAGCCAGCUCCAGAGGCCGGCCCGGGAGCGGCACCUUCCCCAACUGGAAGAUCCUCGUCAGUGACAACACCAACCACGAGACCACCUUCUCCAAGCUUCCAGGGGACUACACAGAUCCCCCAGGGCCUGAGCCCGUGGCUUUGAAUGAAGGCAACCAGCGGGUGAUCAUCAACAUUGCAGGACUGAGGUUUGAGACCCAGCUCAGAACCCUCAAUCAGUUCCCAGAGACCCUCCUGGGAGACCGGGAGAAAAGGAUGCAAUUCUUUGACUCCAUGAGAAAUGAGUAUUUCUUUGACCGGAACCGGCCCAGCUUUGAUGGAAUUCUAUAUUACUACCAAUCUGGAGGGAAGAUCCGGCGCCCAGCCAACGUUCCCAUCGAUGUCUUUGCAGAUGAGAUCUCCUUCUAUGAGCUGGGCAGUGAGGCCAUGGACCAGUUCCGGGAAGACGAAGGCUUCAUCAAAGACCCUGAGAUACCACUGCCCACUAACGACUUCCACCGGCAGUUCUGGCUCCUCUUUGAGUAUCCUGAGAGCUCCAGCGCUGCCCGCGCCGUGGCUGUGGUCUCCGUGUUGGUUGUGGUCAUCUCCAUCACCAUCUUCUGCCUGGAGACACUGCCAGAGUUCCGGGAGGACAGGGAGCUGAAGGUGGUCAGAGACCCCAGCCUCAGCACGAACAAGACGGCCUUCCCCCAGACCAUGUUCACCGACCCCUUCUUCAUGGUGGAGUCCACGUGCAUCGUGUGGUUCACCUUCGAGCUGGUGCUCCGCUUCGUGGUCUGCCCCAGCAAGACGGACUUCUUCAGGAACAUCAUGAACAUCAUCGACAUCAUCUCCAUCAUCCCCUACUUUGCAACCCUCAUCACGGAGCUGGUCCAGGAGACAGAGCCCAGCGCCCAGCAGAACAUGUCCCUGGCCAUCCUGAGGAUCAUCCGCCUGGUGAGGGUCUUCCGCAUCUUCAAGCUGUCCCGUCACUCCAAGGGGCUGCAGAUCCUGGGGCAGACGCUGAAGGCUUCCAUGCGGGAGUUGGGGCUGCUCAUCUUCUUCCUCUUCAUCGGGGUCAUCCUCUUCUCCAGCGCCGUCUACUUUGCCGAGGUGGACGAGCCGGAGUCCCAUUUCUCUAGCAUUCCUGAUGGCUUCUGGUGGGCCGUGGUCACCAUGACAACCGUGGGCUAUGGUGACAUGUGCCCAAUCACCCCAGGGGGAAAGAUCGUGGGCACUCUGUGUGCCAUUGCAGGGGUCCUCACCAUUGCACUCCCCGUGCCCGUCAUUGUCUCCAACUUCAACUAUUUCUACCACCGGGAGACUGAGAAUGAGGAGAAGCAAAACAUCCCGGGAGAAAUUGACAAGAUCCUCAACAGCAUGGGCUCAAGAAUGGGCAGCACAGACUCUCUCAGUAAGACCAACGGUGGCUGCUCCCCAGAGAAGCCCAGGAAGUGA
Messenger RNA from Lepus europaeus (European hare), 1536 nucleotides. It is a transcript of the gene KCNA10, whose product is annotated as potassium voltage-gated channel subfamily A member 10. Lineage: Eukaryota; Metazoa; Chordata; Mammalia; Lagomorpha; Leporidae. Gene Ontology annotation, cellular component: membrane; voltage-gated potassium channel complex. Gene Ontology annotation, biological process: protein homooligomerization; potassium ion transmembrane transport. The coding region runs from base 1 to 1536 and encodes 511 amino acids. The record is from RefSeq and is a predicted model, not a curated record. The transcript has a single exon. Gene Ontology annotation, molecular function: delayed rectifier potassium channel activity; protein binding.